Molecule: messenger RNA, 941 nt
Organism: Olea europaea var. sylvestris
Lineage: Eukaryota; Viridiplantae; Streptophyta; Magnoliopsida; Lamiales; Oleaceae
Exons: 1
Coding region: 274-777 (167 amino acids)
Source: RefSeq, a predicted model, not a curated record
UUCUCGACUCCUUCCAAGUUCUCUCUUCAUUCCCAGCCCCAUAUAAAUACCCCCUUUUCGUCGCCUAAACUUUCUCAUCUGCCCUUUGUUUUUCUUGCAAGUACUAGCAAUACCCUUCGGCUUAUAUAUAUAUAUGUCCGCUGCCGGCGACCUGGAAUCUGAGAGCCUCCUCUCCUCCGCCUCUCCAGGCUUCCCCUGCCUCCAUUUCUUCCGCUACCGCCCCCUCAGGUAAUUAAUUACUAUACGCCGGAACAUAUACAUAUAAAUUUCCAAAUGCCGUCGCCGAAGAUUAAUCGGAAAGGAAGCAACGAGAAGAACAAGAAGGGAAGGUUAUCUGAAAAGGCAUCGUCGUUUCAUGAGAAAAACGGCGGUGUAGUGGCGGAGAUGCUACCGAGGCCAAGAACGGUGCCGGAGUUGUUGGUUAGGAAAAAUGAUAUUGUGAGUUCAACUGAAUUGGUGUUGGCGCAGGGAAAGCCGGCGCUGACGAAGCUGCUUCUUAAUGUGACGAUACAGAGGAGCCUUGGAGCCGUACAGGUGUUGAUGUCGCCGGAUGCAACCGUGGAUCACUUGAUUACGGCGGCUCUCCGGCAGUAUGCAAAGGAAGGCCGGCGGCCUAUUAUCUCCUCCGCCGAUUCAUCUGGCUUCGAUCUCCAUUAUUCACAGUUUAGCUUAGAAAGUAAUGAUUCUCUCGCUGUUUUUAUUUACAGCCGUAGGAUUUUCAAUUUGUCUCUGAACCGCUUGAUUUAUGAUUUGUUUCAACGAAAAUGUCAACCAUAAAUUAGAUUUAGGAAAAUGCUAUGUAUACUUCUCAUCAUGAAGUACACAUUACUCACAUGGAGGGGUUCAUGAUUAUUUUAUUGUACGUGAAUUCCCUCUAUAUGAGAAUGUGUACAGUAGCAUUAUCCUUAAAUUUAUUAUUGAAAAUGAAUGCCGUUUGUGAA